CCGAUACGACGUAUGUUCAUUGACGCCGUCUCCUGACGAUCGAACGUGUUGUUUAUUUUUUGUGUUCGCGGUUUGUAAAUCUAAUUGACUUAACAGAAGUAAGCAAAAUGUGUGAUUCAAGGGUUGGGAAACCAUAUUUCAAAGAACCUUCGUGUAUGGAGGAGUUAAUCGAAACCCUGAACACUCUCUUUGAGUCUGACUGCGUGAACGUGGAAGAAGUACAGUCCGUUAUGGAAAACUUCAAAAGCAAGGAAAGUGAUUGGCGCCGGUUUGCAAAAUUUGACCCGAACAGGUAUACAAGAAAUUUGGUCGACGAAGGAAACGGUAAAUAUAAUCUAAUCCUACUGUGUUGGGGAGAAGGUCAGGGAAGUGGUAUUCACAGUCACUCUGAUGCACACUGUUUCUUGAAAGUUAUGGAUGGAACUUUACGUGAGACUCUGUAUGAAUGGCCGUCAAAAUCAGAAGGUCGAACGAAAAUGAAAGUAAAAAAAAUUGCAGACUGUGAAAUGGACCAAGUAGCAUACAUAAAUGAUUCCUAUGGCGUGCAUCGGGUUGAAAACACCAGUAAUGUAGAGACAGCUGUUAGUCUUCACUUGUACUCACCACCGUUUGAAUCGUGCGACUGUUUUGAUGAGAGGACCGGUAAAAAACAGUCAGUGAAGAUCACCUUCUGGAGUAAAUUCGGUGAAAGGACAUACGGAGUCGGUGCGUGCAAGUCUGCUGUGUACCAGCCAGAGAACAACUAGUCCACUUGACCACAACUAUAAACAUUGGCUAAAAUAAUUCCAUAUCGAAAACCUGGGAUUUUGGUUGUUGAUUAGCGAUACCUGUGGAUGGCUGUAGACUAAUUUGUAAUUAAAUCAGUUUUAUACCCAAUCUGGGUAUAAAUGAAAUGAUCU
This is a messenger RNA of Saccoglossus kowalevskii, 899 nucleotides long. RefSeq names its product cysteine dioxygenase type 1-like. Lineage: Eukaryota; Metazoa; Hemichordata; Enteropneusta; Harrimaniidae. Gene Ontology annotation, molecular function: ferrous iron binding; cysteine dioxygenase activity. The record is from RefSeq and is a predicted model, not a curated record. Gene Ontology annotation, biological process: L-cysteine catabolic process.